Molecule: messenger RNA, 5968 nt
Organism: Cornus florida
Lineage: Eukaryota; Viridiplantae; Streptophyta; Magnoliopsida; Cornales; Cornaceae
Product: ABC transporter B family member 11-like
Exons: 12
Coding region: 1480-5382 (1300 amino acids)
Biological process (GO): transmembrane transport
Cellular component (GO): membrane
Molecular function (GO): ATP binding; ATP hydrolysis activity; ABC-type transporter activity
Source: RefSeq, a predicted model, not a curated record
ACACAUUGGUUAGGCAUGCCAUGCUAUAUAAAGAUCUUUAACUGUUCUUAAAAAAUUCCAUUUAUGAGCUUGAAUUGUUGAGAGAGCAAUGCUAAUAUUUCCACAACAGAGAGAGAAGAGUGUGUGGGGUCUAGCAACUCAAACUUUCUAUCUCUUAGUCAGUGUCGCAAUGUCGUUAGUUAUAGACUUUUCUUUAUUGUAGCUGAGUCAAAAUCACAAUUGAAUGGAGUCAAACAUGCAAUCCAAUAAUGAAGAGGCCCCACACCAAGAUUGUGUAUGUAUAUGCUGCAUAAAGGCAUAUGCCAAAGAUUGAAAACUAUGCACCAGAUUUAAUAUUCAAUGAUACAAAAGCAAAGCAUUCUCAUUUGUCCCAUUUAUAUGAUUCUAAUAAAGUUGUUAUCCAUCUUUUGGCUUUUUCUUUGCAUUUAGUACCUGAAACAUUUUCCUCAAUCUUGAGCUAUCAGAUUCCUUUUAUUUUGCAAGGUGUCUUACCUACUUGUCCUGUACUACUUGCUUAGGCAAGAAUGUCACCUCUUAGUGUGGAAAGUGAACUUGAAUGUUAUAGCUCUCAAUUUUACUCCAUUUUAGAAUUUGAUUAUCAUAUCUUCACUUAGUACUGAUAUUUUAUGACCACUAAACAGUAGAUGGUUCUGUAACCCAAAAGAAAAAAGAAAAAAAAAGAAGGAAAAAAAAAAAAGGAAGAACAUAAUUGUGCUUAUUAAAUGCUUAAAUUGCUUUCCUGAAUAUUUUGCUACUAAAGGUUUUCUUAAGUCAAUUGUUUCUAUUAAGAAUCUGGUUCUGAUUUUGCAUAUAUUUUUCAAGAAUUGAAAUCACAGGAUAUGAGUUAACACUCUGUCAUCAAGUUUAGCUUAGUACUAUUGUAAUGAUGUUGAUUAGCCUGCCAAUAUACAAACAUAAAGAAGCAGAUAUUUUGCCCCUUUCCAUAAGUCAAAUUAAAGCCGGAGAGCAAGAAACGAGUACAAACACAACAAACAAGGUGGGAUUGAGGGUUGUUUUUAGGCUUGACCUGUGGUGUGACCCUUUCAAACUUGGAACCAAAUGUACCAUGUCAAUAUCUAAAAGUAAGAUUAAAAAUUUAAAACCCACAAGGAAGGCUUUGAUAAAGUAAAUUAAGAUUCAAGUGUACUGAGAAUUGGCUUUGGUGUAUUUUAUGAUCUAUUUAAAGGAUUCUAAUACAUUUUUAUUUUCAAGACUGCCCAGAAGCUAAUUUAUACCAAAUAGGAUUGAUCGAUAUGGAAUCAUUAGAAGCGAAUUUGAAGCCAUCUUGAAAAAAACAUUUGUUCAUAAUAAAUGUCAUUUAAUUCAGUUUCCUCCAGGUUAAUACUUCACAGCUUUCCACCUUUCUGGCUUAGUCAUAGGUUAGUGAUUCAAAUGUAUGUUCUUUUUUUGCAGCUUUGAUCCAAGUUCACAGAGACAGUGAUAGUUCACAGUUAUUAAUUAAGUUUUGCAUUUGGAAAGAUGGCUGAGGAGAGCAAUUUGGGUGGAGAUACGAACACAGAGCAGGCUGCAACAUCAACAAGCCAUUCGCCAGUGAUGGAGACUCAGAAAACAGCUGAGAAUUCUUGCAGCCAGGAUAAUUCGGAUAAUACCCAGAAGAAAAAUGAAGUGACUGAAACUGUUCCAUAUUUCAAACUGUUCUCCUUUGCUGACUCCACUGAUCAUGUGCUAAUGUUUGUGGGCACAAUCGCAGCUAUAGGGAAUGGAAUCUGCAUGCCCCUUAUGACUGUGCUCAUUGGAAAUGUAAUCAAUUCCUUUGGACAGAAUGUGAACUCAAAAAAUGUGGUUCGUGAAGUUUCCAAGGUAUCUGUUAGCUAUAUUUACUUGGCUCUGGGGUCUGGUUUUUCAGCAUUUUUCCAGUUGUUUUGCUGGAUGGUCACAGGGGAGAGGCAGGCUGCAAGAAUUAGAAGUUUAUACUUGAAAACUAUAUUGAGGCAAGAUAUUGGAUUUUUUGACACAGACGCAAAAACUGGAGAAAUUAUUGAAAGGAUGUCAGGCGACACAUUCCUUAUUCAAGAUGCCAUUGGUGAAAAGGUUGGGAAGUUUAUAACUGUGGUAGCUUCAUUCUCAGGAGGCUUUGUUAUAGCCUUCAUCAAGGGUUGGCUUCUCACCCUUGUCAUGAUAUCUUCAAUUCCACCUCUUGUCCUCUCUGCUGCUGUCAUGGCCCUCAUUUUUGCAAAGCUAACAUGCCGUGCACAAACUGCUUAUUCACAAGCUGCAACUUUGGUCGAACAGACAAUUGGCUCAAUAAGAACGGUUGCAUCAUUUACAGGGGAGAGGCAAGCUAUAGCUAAUUACAACAAGUCUCUUACUCAAGCUUACAAAUCUGGUGUGCAAGAGGGCUUCGCUUCCGGGUUGAGUGCUGGUGUAUUUUUGCUUGCCAUAUAUAGCAGUUAUGCUUUGGCUGUGUGGUUUGGGUCAAAAUUGAUAUUAAACAAAGAUUAUACAGGAGGAGAUGUGAUCAAUGUAGUCAUGGCUGUGCUGACUGGUUCCUUUGCUUUAGGACAGGCAUCUCCAUGCAUGAGUGCAUUUGCCGCUGGACGAGGUGCAGCUUUUAAAAUGUUUGAGACAAUCAAUAGGAAGUCCGAGAUAGAUCCUUAUGACACAAACGGAUUGAAAUUGGAUGAUAUUCGUGGUGAUAUUGAAUUAAAAGAUGUUUAUUUUAGCUAUCCUGCAAGACCGAAUGAGCAAAUAUUUAAUGGAUUCUCUCUCUCAAUACCAAGUGGAACAACAGCUGCUUUGGUUGGACAAAGUGGAAGUGGGAAAUCAACAGUUAUCAGCUUGAUAGAGAGGUUUUAUGAUCCACAAGCUGGUGAAGUUCUUAUAGAUGGUAUCAAUCUUAAAGAGUUCCAGCUUUGGUGGAUCAGAGGAAAAAUCAGUCUAGUUAGCCAGGAACCUGUGUUGUUCACUUCAAGCAUUAAAGAUAAUAUUGUCUAUGGGAAGGAUGGUGCAACCAUUGAAGAAAUUAAAGCUGCUACUGAGCUUGCCAAUGUUGCCAAGUUCAUAGAUAAAUUGCCUCAGGGACUAGACACAAUGGUCGGUGAGCAUGGAACUCAGUUGUCUGGGGGCCAAAAGCAGAGAAUUGCUAUAGCUAGAGCAAUUUUGAAAGACCCAAGGAUUCUACUUCUGGAUGAAGCUACAAGUGCUCUUGAUGCAGAAUCUGAGAGGGUUGUUCAGGAGGCAUUGGACAAGGUUAUGAUCAACAGAACUACUGUAAUUGUAGCCCAUCGGUUGAGUACAGUGAGGAAUGCAGAUAUGAUUGCUGUCAUUCAUCAAGGAAAAAUUGUGGAAAAAGGUUUGCACUCUGAACUACUACAAGAUCCUGAAGGAGCAUACUGCCAACUUAUACGGUUGCAAGAACGUAGCGAAGAAUCAGAACAAAAUGCAGUAAAUGAUCAGUGUAUUCCAGAGAUCUCUGCAGAUUCUGGAAGACAUUCAAGUCAGCAGAUGUCCUUCAUACGAUCCAUAAGCCGGGGAUCAUCUGGAAGUGGAAGCAGUAGCCAUCACUCAGUCUCAGUUUCUUCACGUGUAACCACUGCAGUCAGUGUCCUGGAUACAGGUGCAGAACCCAAGACUCCAGCCUCAGCAACAUCACAAAAGGCCCCAGAAGUCCCACUACGACGAUUGGCUUAUCUGAACAAGCCAGAGAUCCCAGUGCUAUUACUUGGUUCAUUUGGUGCAGUGGUUUCUGGUCUAGUAUUGCCAAUUUUCGGGGUACUUCUUUCUAGAAUAAUCAAAACUUUCUAUGAGCCAGCUCAUGAGCUUCGGAAGGAUUCCAAAUUCUGGGCAUACAUGUUUCUUGUUCUUGGCGUGGCAGCUUUUAUCUCACUCCCGCUAAGAACAUACUCUUUUGCUGUGGCGGGGUGUAAGUUAAUAAAACGGAUCAGAUUGAUGUGUUUUGAUAAAGUGGUUCACAUGGACAUAAGUUGGUUCGAUGAAGCAGAUCACUCAAGUGGUGCAAUUGGAGCAAGGCUUUCAUCUGAUGCAAAUUUUUUGAGAAGUUUGGUUGGAGACACACUUGCUUUGAUCGUUCAGAAUGUUGCAACAGCUACAGCUGGUUUGGUUUUUGCCUUUGCAGCGAGCUGGCAACUGGCUCUUAUAAUUCUUGUUAUGGUACCUCUAAUAGGGCUAAAUGCAUUUCUUCACAUGAAGUUCCUUAGAGGAUUCAGUGCUGAUGCAAAGAAAAUGUAUGAGGAGGCAAGUCAAAUUGCUAGUGAUGCAGUUGGGAGUAUUAGAACAGUUGCUUCUUUCUGUGCUGAAGAGAAGGUGAUGCAGCUGUACCGAAAGAAAUGUCAAGGCCCUAUGAAAGCUGGAGUAAAACAAGGCCUAAUUAGUGGUGCAGGUUUUGGAUUGUCCUUUUUUUUCCUAUUUUGUGUCUACGCGACCAGUUUCUAUGCUGGAGCUCGGUUUGUUGAGGAUGGCAAGACAACAUUCGCUAACGUUUUCCAGGUCUUCUUUGGUCUCAGCAUGUCAGCCGUUGCUAUUUCUCAAACAGGCCCCCUCGCUCCUGAUUUCAGUAAGGCCAAGACUGCUGUUGCUUCUAUCUUUGCGAUUCUUGACCAGAAAUCUAAAAUAGACGCAAGUGUCGACUCUGGGACAACACUAGAAAAUGUGAAGGGAGAUAUUAAGUUUCAUCACGUCAUUUUCAAGUAUCCCUCUAGACCUGACAUUCAAAUUUUCAGGGACCUUUGCUUGUAUAUUCACUCUGGCAAGACUGUUGCCCUGGUUGGAGAAAGUGGGAGUGGGAAAUCAACAGUUAUUUCUAUGUUGCAAAGAUUUUAUGACCCUGAAUCAGGUCAAAUCACCCUAGAUGGUGUUGAAAUCCGAAAGCUAAAGCUGAAAUGGUUACGGCAGCAGAUGGCCUUGGUGAGCCAGGAGCCAGUCUUGUUCAAUGACACAGUCCGAGCCAACAUAGCAUACGGAAAGGAAGGAGAUGCAACAGAGGCAGAAAUUUUAGCUGUAGCAGAGUCAGCAAAUGCUCACAAGUUCAUUAGUGGUCUACAACAGGGCUAUGAUACAGUGGUGGGUGAGCGAGGGAUUCAACUGUCGGGUGGACAGAAGCAAAGGGUGGCAAUUGCACGUGCCAUGGUGAAGGAUCCAAAGAUACUACUACUAGAUGAGGCCACUAGUGCCCUCGAUGCUGAAUCCGAGAAAGUGGUUCAAGAUGCACUGGACCGAGUUAUGGUGGACAGAACCACGGUGGUGGUGGCUCACAGGCUAUCGACAAUUAAGGGUGCGGAUUUGAUUGCGGUGGUUAAAAAUGGAGUCAUUGCAGAGAAGGGAAAGCAUGAAACCUUGAUCAAUGUUAAAGAUGGUAUUUAUGCCUCCCUAGUGACACUGCACAUUAGUGCUUCAUCAUGUUAGAGAGCUACUUGUGCUCUUUUUUCACCAUAUAUUUUUUAGAAAGUAGUAGAUGCUAUGGACUUGUUUGUUCUUCAACUGCACCUAGUUUAUGCUCAUUUUCAUGUAUACCAAUGUUUCUUGGCUAGUGUAAUGUCUAGUAUGGUUUCUUGUAAAGGAACAAAAAUACUACAUGAUUAGAAGAAAUUUAAGGCAAUACCAAGUUUUACGUAGAUAAAUCUCAAUUGAUUAAUUGAUAGUUUAUUGUUCAAUUAUAGACUCACAUAAUCUCAAUUAAUCAAUUACAAAAGAGAAAGAAGUGUGAUGUUGUCUAGGAAGCAUGGAUAGGUGUCAUGGUAGCGUACACGUGUAACAAGGUUGAAUUAGAAAUACUUAAAACGCGUUUUUGUUGUUGGGGUCAAUUUAUAUAUAUAUUUUUUAAAAUCAGGGGGCUCAACUCAAAUUUUAAAAUCUAAAAAAAAAAAACAAAAAGAAGCUUAAAAGCCCAACAACAUAUCUUUUUUUGCGUAUCCUUGAUUGUGUCCAUAUUUUAUUUUUCAAAAUUUAUUGUAUUGUUGUUGCUGUAUGGUGUCGUAUGUGUGUUCAUGCC